AAUCGCCAGCGUAAUGGCCGCAUCGGAGUGACAGAUUAACGAAAGGCUUCUUUUUAUCGGCGAAAGCAAUGUCGCUGGACCAGACGGUUUGCGAGGAUUUAAAGGCAUUCGAAAGACGUCUCACGGAGGUUAUCGCCAGCUUACAGCCUUCCACGCUCAGAUGGAGAAUGCUACUGGGAUUCAUCUCCAUUUGCACGGCGGUAGGUGCAUGGCACUGGCUAACCGAUCCCAAUACCUCCGCGGUUUCGUUCGCUCAGAGCCUAUACAAUCAUCCGUUCUUCACGCUCGCCAGCAUUAUCCUGGUGAUACUGUUUAUGAUGGGGAUUCACAGACGAGUCAUCGCGCCGAGCAUCAUCACGCAGAGGGCUCGGAGCGUUCUAGGUGACUUUAACAUGAGCUGCGACGACACGGGGAAACUCAUUCUCAAGCUGACGAGACCCCCGCAUCCUCAUGAAACUUAAGACGAUCGAUUCACCUGGAGGCACGUCCGAAGAAAGUGUUCGAUCCCACGAAAGGACCUUCCAUGGUGCGUGCAGACGACGAGAGGGCGCAUCUACCACAUGUGUUCCGCAAACUAUCUUUAAUAUCCCGACGCCCGGAGUCAAAGUUUCCUUCCAUCUUGAUUUAUUCUCGUCUAUACGAGGUUUUGAAAAUUUCGCUACGUUUCGACUCUUGCCAGAAAACCUUGCCAAGAGUUUGGUGCGAGCCAACCGCGAUAUCGGUAUCUAAUUAAAGGAAUCUCUCCGUGACUCGCUACUCGAAAGUUUUACCGAUGUUAAGGGAAUCGGUGGCCCAUACUUUUGUUCCUGUAUCGGAGACUAGCCCCGUUCCCCUCGCUAGCUCCACUAAAGCAAGACCCAUACCGAGGCUCGGUCGGUUGUACAAUUGUUAAUAUAUACAUAUGUAUAAAUUAAUGAUAAGCGGUUACGUUAACGCAACGGACACAUACGCGAACCAUAUUUAUUAAGGCUACGAUAUUGUAAUAUAAUUUCUGUUCCUAUA
Messenger RNA from Orussus abietinus, 1002 nucleotides. RefSeq names its product nuclear envelope phosphatase-regulatory subunit 1 (gene Cnep1r2). The record is from RefSeq and is a predicted model, not a curated record. Bases 69 to 461 code for a protein of 130 amino acids. The transcript is spliced from 4 exons. Gene Ontology annotation, cellular component: Nem1-Spo7 phosphatase complex; cytoplasm. NCBI's taxonomy places the organism in Eukaryota, Metazoa, Arthropoda, Insecta, Hymenoptera, Orussidae.